This is a messenger RNA of Gongylonema pulchrum, 732 nucleotides long. The record is from the annotation of a GenBank genome assembly. Lineage: Eukaryota; Metazoa; Nematoda; Chromadorea; Rhabditida; Gongylonematidae.
AUGAAUCGUGAGGAAAGCGAGCGAUACAUGAAUAUCGUAGUCGAAAGCAGGCAUUGGGAGGGUAAAAGAGGUGCGAAGGUAUCCUUCUUGUAUCCGGCUUUGUACACAAUAUACUGUCGCCUGGAUGUCCGUUAUUUUCCAUACGACCACCAGUACACGUACGCCUGCUGUCCCGAGCCAUGGGUCAUCAUCGAAGGAUCUCUUAUCAUUAAAAGGAAGCCAUUGUACUAUGUCGUCAAUCUCAUCAUACCAACAACAAUUAUUACAUUAGUGGCGAUUGUUGGGUUCUUUACACCAGCUUCAACUGGAGAUGAGAGGAGAGAAAAAAUCACGAUGGGCAUAACUACUCUACUUGCAAUGUUUAUUUUGAUGCUCAUGGUUGCUGAUCAGAUGCCAGCAACUUCCGAUUUCGUCUCUUUCAUUGCAGCUUCAUUGCAGUACACGUACGCCUGCUGUCCCGAGCCAUGGGUCAUCAUCGAAGGAUCUCUUAUCAUUAAAAGGAAGCCAUUGUACUAUGUCGUCAAUCUCAUCAUACCAACAACAAUUAUCACAUUAGUGGCGAUUGUUGGUUUCUUUACACCAGCUUCAACUGGAGACGAGAGGAGAGAAAAAAUCACGAUGGGCAUAACUACUCUACUUGCAAUGUUUAUUUUGAUGCUCAUGGUUGCUGAUCAGAUGCCAGCAACUUCCGAUUUCGUCUCUUUCAUUGGUGAUAAAUUACUUAUCAUCUAA